CUUCUAACUGUAUAGGGGAUCACCUGACUACUGCUAAUCCUUCAGUUUCAAGACCUUCCCCUCCAUCAGGCCUUAUAUUUAAUUAGAUUCUUGUCCUGGGUGAUCCAAGGAAUCCCAAAGGGUAAUUCCUAAAUUUACACAUGGAUUCCUUUCGACAAUUCAGGUAGUCAACAAUAUUUUCUACAUUUUCCCAUAAAGAGACGGUGAGACAAACAAGGGAAAUAGAAAGAUGGCGACCGCUGCUAUCUCAUCUCUCUUUGAUCUUGCUUACGCUUGCCAACCAAGAUAUCUCCAACUCAACAACUUCCCUUCUUGUCAGCUCAAUCUUGGACCUUCAAAGUCUCUCAGCUUCACCACAAAUCUCUCUCAUAGUUUCUUCUCCAAAGGUAUAACCUUUACCCAAAAAAAAACCGUAACCCGUAUCCAUCAACUCUCUCCUGGGUCUUUUUCUUUUUUAAAAAUCUUGACUGGAGGAUGUCUGUCCAUGACCACAUUUCAGAGGUCAUAUCAUUAUACUGUUGUUGGCAUGGCCAGAAGAUAUGCUCCCAAUUCUUCCCUGAGAAAGAAAUUGAGUAGAAAAAAGGGUGGUGAUAGAGGAAAGAAGAAUAAGAGGAGGAGGAAGAGAACCAAGAAGAGGAAGGGGAGGGAGGGGAAGAAGAAGAAGAAGAAGGAAUUCAAAGUUGUCAGGCUUGUCUCAGCUGCUGGGACAGGUGUUUUCUAUGCCAAGAAGAAGAGUAGGCAGAUUAAGGAAAAGCUUGAAUUUCGUAAAUAUGACCCUCACGUGCAGCAGCAUGUUCUGUUUGAAGAGGUGAAAUGAAUUGUCUGUGGAGGUCUCUUAGGUUAGAUCUGUCCUUCUCAAAAACUUACGAGGAUCAACACAAGUUCUGCUAAUUCUAGGUACUUCAGAAUUUAGACAAGCAAGAAUGGACAGGGUUACGCUUCAUGCCAUUUGUUUUGUACAGUCAUUUUUGUCCCUAUCAAGGCAAUUGCAUAUUGUCUUCAUGUAUAUAUUUAUAUGCUGUCUUGCAUAUUAAUAAUUUCUCAACUUUGUGUUUAACAUGAAAUGGAUUUUUGGAAAG
Messenger RNA from Theobroma umbraticum, 1079 nucleotides. Lineage: Eukaryota; Viridiplantae; Streptophyta; Magnoliopsida; Malvales; Malvaceae. The record is from RefSeq and is a predicted model, not a curated record.